Nelumbo nucifera (sacred lotus) is the source of this 348-nucleotide messenger RNA. RefSeq lists its product as uncharacterized. The record is from RefSeq and is a predicted model, not a curated record. NCBI's taxonomy places the organism in Eukaryota, Viridiplantae, Streptophyta, Magnoliopsida, Proteales, Nelumbonaceae.
AUGGCCAGUGGUGCUGUAGGAGGACUGGUUCGAUGCGUCUUUGAAGGGUGUAUCUCCAUGUACGACAUGGAGAUCGAGCGAAGGCCAUACCACCAGAACUGCAGCUGCGCCCUGCAUAAAUCAAGGUCCAGAGGUGGAUGCUCCGGUGGGUGUUCUCCCUUCAGGAAUGUUUCCUUCCCCGUUAAACGGUCAUGGGGCGAGUCGUCGUCCUUGUCCCCGGGGGAUAUCCAGUUCCAGUGUUCGUCGCAGUCUUCUUCAUCUGCUACUGUUUUAGAAGGAGCUGAGAAGAGCCCACUGGGGUUCUGUUGUGUGAAGACAGUGAUCCGUGGAAGUCCUACUCCUAAGUAA